AUGGCAAGGGAGCCCGACCAGCUCCAGAUAACAUUGCCAGUGCCCCAAGGCAGAUGCCUGACACGUGGCCUCCAUGAUUCCAAGACUGCAACCUUUGAACGUAUUGUGGGGGAGGUGGCCUUCCAGCUGGACCGACGGAUCCUCUCCAGCAUCUUCCCCGACCGGGUCCGCCUCUACGGCUUCACCGUUGGCAACAUCCCUGAGAAAAUAAUGCAGGCUGAAAAUGACACCGUCAACCCCCUGACCCCAGAACAGCGGUCGGCCAUGAUGGACCGCUACAAUGAAAUCAUGAACCGCUUGAAGCCACAGAACUACAACCCCACCAUCCACCCCCAGUUCACAGAGCACAUUGUGAACACCUACGGCAUCCUCCGUGAACGUCCCGACGCUGCAGGUUCCGAAGCUCAGCUGUACAAUGAUCCAAACUACCUGCACGAGGUGAUUGUCAGCGUGGUUCCCCAGGACAAGGUGGCCGACUGCCUGAUCCUGCUCAACUGCCUCCGACAGCUGUCCCAGGCCGAUGGGAAGCCCCUUUUCAUCUGGUGA
This is a messenger RNA of Ahaetulla prasina, 546 nucleotides long. It is a transcript of the gene SPATC1, whose product is annotated as spermatogenesis and centriole associated 1. The transcript is spliced from 3 exons. The coding region runs from base 1 to 546 and encodes 181 amino acids. The record is from RefSeq and is a predicted model, not a curated record. NCBI's taxonomy places the organism in Eukaryota, Metazoa, Chordata, Lepidosauria, Squamata, Colubridae.